ACAAUAUUAAAUCGACAGUGGUUGCCUGGCAAAUUAUAAAUUACACACAAUACAAAAAUUUGCGCAUAUUCUUGUUUUGAUAUGAAAUUUCGUAAUUGCUUGUAUUUUGAUUAUUUAUCUUAUAUCUAGACCAGGUUUUUAAAAUAGCAAGCCGUAAAAGUAUAUUUAUCUGUUUACAAAUUGCUGUUGCGUGACGUGAUCCAAUUAUCUUGACCUUCAGAGCGUCGAUCGUGAAAGUGUAUUCUUUGCUAUUCUGGGGACGACAACGCCUUUGUCAAAACGGUGAAAUUUGGAAGAUAAAAGUUUCUCGCUUCUCUGUGAAAUAGUCGCUGUUAGAUCCGUACAACAAUGAAAACCUCAACAAGACGACAUUUUGAAGGCUCUUUCAAGAACGACGAAUCUGAGCAGUCAGAACUGGAAUUGCUGAUAACCAUAAUGCAACAGGGCAGCAGAAUGUUAAAGAUUGAUCGUAAAUCACGUGGUGCGAUGAAGACGUUCAUAUUGGAUGACGAUCUUUUAGGCUUUAGGUAUCAACCUUGUGCAAAAAGCAACCGAGUGGAUUUGAAAUCAAUAAAAAGCGUCGCCCUCACGCCUUUAACAAGAUCUGUUAAAAAUUUUAAAUUUUCACGAGACAAUUGCUUUACGGUUGAAAUUAUAAAUCGGCAUCCACUUGUUGUUUUGGCUUCGGAGAAACGUAUUGCGGAGAGUUGGGUGAGGGGACUGGCACUACUAAUCACCCAAAAAGCUGCAGUUGAUGGUUCUCUUCAUCCAAAAAGAAAGUGGUUAUUUGACACGUUUGACUCUUACGACAACAAUAGAAGUGGCUCUAUUGACUUUAAGGAACUCAUCAAAAUUGUGGCGUCUCUAAACAUUGCAAUGACAAAAGAGCAAUUGAUGAAUAAGUAUAAGGAGUUCAACCAAGACCUUGAUGAAUCUGUUGCUGGUAAAAAAUCUGGAUUAGACAAAGCCCAAUUUGCAUCAUUUUUUGAAAGUAUUUCAAAACGAUCUGAUAUCGAAGAAACUGUAAUGGCCAAAUAUUCUUCCAAUGGAACUUAUCUUACUUGUGAAGAACUGCACAAUUUUCUUACGAAGUCACAAGGGAUGACGAAUGCAACAGUAGAAGACUGUAAAUUAACAAUCCAGUCUUAUGAAAUGAUAGAUGAAUACAAAUCUAAAAAUUGUUUAAGCAUUGAUGGUUUCUCUUGUUAUUUACUCUCGAAAGAAGGAAAUAUAUAUGAUGACAGCCAUGACUCAUUGUAUCAGGAUUUUACACAGCCAUUGUCUCAUUACUUCAUAUCUUCAUCUCACAACACGUAUUUGGAAGGUGAUCAAUUGAGGGGAACAGCUUCAGUUGAGGCUUACAUCAGUGCUUUGAAGAAAGGUUGCCGUUGUGUUGAACUUGAUUGUUGGGAUGGUGAUGACGGUGAGCCAGUGAUAUAUCAUGGACAUACUUUAGUCAAUAAGAUACUCUUCAAGGAUGUUAUCCAAGCAAUAGAGAAGUUUGCGUUCACUACCUCACAGUAUCCGGUGAUUUUGUCACUGGAGAACCAUUGCAGUAUUUCUCAACAAGAAAAGAUGGCGUCCUACUUGAAAACGAUUUUAGGUGAUAAAUUAUUUUCCAAAUGCGUUGAUACCAGUUUGAAAGAUCUUCCUUCUCCGGAAUUUUUUAAAAACAAAAUACUCAUCAAGGGAAAGAAAUUUAAUGACGAUGGUUUUAUGUUGGAAGGAGAAGAAGUAGAAGAAGAAGAAGAUGAUGAAGAUGUCCAACUUGAUGAACAAGGAAAUGCCGUACCAAAUAAACUAGAUAUGGAACCGAAUGAUAAACAGUCGAGUGAGAAAAAAAAGAAAAUCAAACUUUCACCCGAGCUUUCAAGACUUGUUAACCACUGCAAAGCAGUUCAUUUCGACAGUUUUGCAAAAAGCAAAGAAAAGGGAAAAUGUUAUGAAAUGUCGUCAUUUGGCGAAAGCCUUACCAAGAAACUAGUGAAGGAAUCCACAUUGGAUUUCAUAGAGUACAACAAGAAGCAAUUAAGUCGAAUUUAUCCAUCUGGAAGUCGAGUGGAUUCGAGUAAUUUCAACCCUUUAAUGGCAUGGAGUGUUGGAUGCCAAAUAGUGGCCCUAAAUUUUCAAACAGAGAGUGUGAUGAUGGAUUUGUAUCUUGCCAAGUUUCGUACGAACGGAAAUUCUGGAUACAUUUUAAAGCCAGAUUAUAUGAGAAAUGAUUCAAUAAAAUCUCCACCCAAAAUGCAAAAACUUAAAGUUGAGGUUAUAAGUGGUCAACAAAUACCUAAAGUCAGUGGUACUUCAAAAGGCGAGAUUAUAGAUCCCUACGUCACAGUUGCGGUGUAUGAUGAACAUGGAGCGAAACAAAUUUUUCAAACAAAGUCUAUCAAAGACAAUGGCUUCAAUCCCCGUUGGAAUGAGUCUUUUGAAUUUGAAAUAAAGAAUCCUGACUUAGCAAUGCUACGAUUUGCCGUUUAUGAUGAGGAUAUUGGUAAAGAUGAUUUUAUUGCUCAAUUUUCUACUCCGUUAUUGAGCAUAAAACCAGGUUACCGUCAAGUAUCAUUGAAUGGCCAUGGUACAAAAUCAUUAUUUCCAGCAGCAUUACUUGUUCAUGUGACUAACACAUGAUUAAAUACAGUCCACAACUUUCAUUUCCAAACCAAGUUAAUAAAUGGUAAUAAAUGCAUGCUGCAUUCAGUGAUGGUAGGUGGGUCUCUUACUUCAGUUUUGCCAAAGAUAUUUUUUUUGGAAAGAAGAAUGACUCUCAAUAGAAACCAGAUAGGCAAAGGUGAAUAGACAUGUAUAUCCCCUCCCUCAUCAUUUGCUUAAUAGUAACAGCCUUGAAUGCUAUUCAUUAUCAACUUAUAUUUUUAUCGCCAUAAGUUAUUGGAAAUUAAUGUAAAUUGCAAUCAUGCGCAAUGCAAAACUUUCAAAGUAAAUAAACCGAAAAAAUGUAA
Xenia sp. Carnegie-2017 is the source of this 2960-nucleotide messenger RNA. Its product is annotated as 1-phosphatidylinositol 4,5-bisphosphate phosphodiesterase eta-2-like. The record is from RefSeq and is a predicted model, not a curated record. Gene Ontology annotation, molecular function: phosphatidylinositol-4,5-bisphosphate phospholipase C activity; calcium ion binding. NCBI's taxonomy places the organism in Eukaryota, Metazoa, Cnidaria, Anthozoa, Malacalcyonacea, Xeniidae. Gene Ontology annotation, biological process: lipid metabolic process; intracellular signal transduction. The transcript has 22 exons. The coding region runs from base 349 to 2631 and encodes 760 amino acids.